Molecule: messenger RNA, 2465 nt
Organism: Prionailurus viverrinus (fishing cat)
Lineage: Eukaryota; Metazoa; Chordata; Mammalia; Carnivora; Felidae
Gene: PALM3
Product: paralemmin 3
Exons: 7
Coding region: 59-2239 (726 amino acids)
Biological process (GO): response to lipopolysaccharide; Toll signaling pathway; negative regulation of cytokine-mediated signaling pathway
Cellular component (GO): membrane
Source: RefSeq, a predicted model, not a curated record
AAACGGGUGGGGGGUCCUGAUCUUGGAGACCCAAACGAAGGUGGGCUUCCGGGCAGAGAUGGCCCUGCAGAGCCAGAUGUGGUCUCCGGCCACACCCACGCCCAUGGCCGAGAGCUCCCUCUACCGGCAGCGGCUAGAGGUCAUUGCUGAGAAGCGGCGGCUGCAGGAGGAGAUCCGCGCCGCGCGCCGGGAGCUGGAAGAGGAGAAACUCCGCGUGGAGCGGCUCAAGAGGAAGUCUCUCCGGGAGCGUUGGCUCAUGGACGGGGCAGCUGAGGAGCCGGAGCAGCAGGAGGACUCCACCUCUAAAGACCCCCAGUCACCUGAGGGCCAGGCUCAGGCCCGAAUCCGCAACUUGGAAGACAGCUUGUUCACACUCCAAUCCCAGCUGCAGCUGUUGCAAAGUGCAUCCACAGGUGCCCAGCACAAGUCCCCCGGCAGGCCCACCUGGCGCAGACAGGGUCAUCGACCUCUCUCCCAGCCUACCGUGGAGGCAGGUCCCACAGGCCACACUGAUCUGAGCAGGAGAGCCUCCCUUCCAGCUGGACCAGUGGACACCUCCCCAGAGUCCCCCUCUGAGCCCAGAGAUGAGGCUGUCAGGGUUCCACCCACCCUGAGGCUGUUCCCUGGGGCAGCAGGGGCCUCCUCAGAAGCCAACGGCCCCUGCCCUGGACCCAGCCCCGCUGCAGAACAGGGGCCGAGUCAGGGGCUGGCAGCAUCUGAGGGGGGCGUGGGUGAGGCCAAAGGAGGGGGCGUGGUGGAGGUGGUAUGGGAGGGGCUGAGGGCCACAGAGGACUGUGCCACGGAGGCCACGGGCCCAGAGCUGGAGGCUAAGGUAGAGGAAAUGGUGCUGGAGGCCAUUGGGGACAGGCAGGAAGCUGCCUGCCCAGAGCCCCCGUCCUGGGUGAAGGAGGACAGGGGCAUCGUGGAGGUGGUCUGGGAGGGGGUGGGAGGGCCGGAGAGCAGCGACUCCGAGGCCACAGGGGAGGGGGGCAGGGGCCAGAAGGCCGCACAGACCAGCUCCCCGAGGCUCCAGGUGAGGCUAGAGGGAGCAGCUCCUGGAGAAGGCGGCGUCCCCAGGGGCAGCUCUGACGGUGAUGGGCCAGGGGGCUCUGGAGGAGAGGAGGGGUCCUUCAUUUGGGUGGAGAGGGUGACCCUCAGCGAAGAGUGGGAGGAGCUGGGGGAGGAGCUGGUCGUGGAGGGGUUGGAAGGGCCAAGGGCACGGGGAAGCGGGGGAGGGCCUGAGAGUCCGCUGGGGGUGGAGAGGGGGGCAGGGGAGGAUGCCUGGGGGGCGGGAAGGAGCCAAGCAGAGGAACCGGUGGAGUCAGUGGGCGAAGGAAAGAAGGGGACUGAGGAAGAGGCAGGGGCAGACGUGUCUCUGGUGGGGGAGAGGGGGGGAAGCGAGGGCUCUUUGGAGCCAGAGAGGGGAGGAGGGGAGGAAGAGCUGAGGCCAGAGAGGAAAGCAGUUGAGGAACCACCGUCAGCCGCAAGAAAGGCAGUUGAGGGACCUUUGAGGGCAGAGAGGGAAAGAGGUGAGGGGCCAUUGCGAGUAGAGCAGAAAGAAGAUGAAGAAAAACUAGAGGCGACUGAAGAACCAUUGGUGACAGAGGGAGAGGAAGGCGAGAAAUCACUGGAGGCAGAGAAAGGAGGAGGUGAGGCGCCAUCGGAGGCAGAGAGAACAGGAGGGGAGGCACCACUGGUGGCAGAGAGAACAGGUGAGGCACUAUUGGGAGCUGAGGAAGGAGGUGAGGCGCCAUCGGAGGCAGAGAGAGGAGGGGAGGCGCCACUGGGGGCAGAGAAGACUGACGUGGUUGAAGAAGAUCUGAGUCCAGAAGAGCAGAGAGAGUCCGGAGGAGGAAAGGAAUGUCAGGCAGAGGAGGUGAGUGAGGCAGGGGCUUCCUUGGGGGCCAAGGAAGAGUCAAGGCCGGAAGAGGAAGGACCACAGCCCCAGGAGAAGCAGGAAGGCUCCCUGGAGGAAGAAUCUGUAAGGCCCCAAACCCCUGCUGAGGGCCAGGGCCCCUCAGGAGAUGCCACCACCCCCCUCCUGGCAGAGACCCCAGCUCCAGAGCAGCCUGCCGAGUGCCAGCCACUGCUUCAGGUGGAAGGGCCCAGGGCCAACCCUAGUGCCCGCCCCGUGCCCACCUAUGCACCUGCCCGGCAGCCCGAGCCACCUGCCCCUCCCGAGGGUGAAGAGGCAAGUGGCCCUAAGCAAAAGACGUGCCAGUGUUGUGUGGUCAUGUAAGCCCACACCCUCCACCCCACGCCCGGCUCCUCUCACAGCUACCUCGGCCUCUUGGCAUCCAGCAGCGGGUCCCGGGCACAGACAGGGCACCACGGGACCGGCUGUGGCACCUGGGAGCCAGCUGGCCCGCUCGUCCACCUCCACCUGGGCUUCCGGACCCCUCGCCCACUGCCUGUGACCCCGGCUCCCUUCUACGACAAAGCCUUUAUACUUGAAAAUAAAAACG